Sphaeramia orbicularis (orbiculate cardinalfish) is the source of this 2681-nucleotide messenger RNA. Its product is annotated as FAST kinase domain-containing protein 3, mitochondrial-like. Gene Ontology annotation, molecular function: RNA binding. Lineage: Eukaryota; Metazoa; Chordata; Actinopteri; Kurtiformes; Apogonidae. Gene Ontology annotation, biological process: regulation of mitochondrial mRNA stability; mitochondrial RNA processing. The record is from RefSeq and is a predicted model, not a curated record. Bases 118 to 2121 code for a protein of 667 amino acids. Gene Ontology annotation, cellular component: ribonucleoprotein granule; mitochondrial matrix. The transcript is spliced from 7 exons.
CACAGCUCUGUGUCUUACGGAAUGGAUCCACGUUAGGUCUGCAUCCUCCUCUGAGCACUACUAUGACCCUUUACUGAUGUUUUAACGUCUAGAUCUGGGCUGUCCUGGACUGGGGUCAUGGCUUUGAAGCUGGUCAACAGACUUCCCAUGCUGGGGAGGUUCGGGAUUCCUCGGUGCACUUUUAUCAGUCCUGUUCGUCCCUCCACCAGGCUCAGUCCAGGUCUUCCCGUCUGUGUAGCCUGUCUCUGUACCUCAUCCAGCCACUGCAUCCGAAGCCACGGCUGUCGACAGCUCAAGCCAGACUGCUGGAAAAGAAACCUGACCACCACCAUAGUCCGGGAACCGACCUUUGUUGGCAGCAAUUCUGUUGGACUCCACAAAGAUUCGUUCCCUCGGUUCCGUCUGACCCAGCUGCACAGACCCACAGCCACAGAGGAGGAGGUUUUCCAUCGGCAUCUGAACAGCUGCUCAUCGUCCAGGCAGGUGCUCAGACUCCUGCGGACAGUAGAGAUCAUGUCUGACACCAUGGCUGCUGCUGUGCUUCACUGUGUGGCCGAUCUGGAGCAGGAUGGUCACUCUCUAAAGGACCCCUCAGUCCUGGAGAACGUCACCAUCAGAGCCCUGUGCCUUCAGCUGGAGGAGGACUCCGGGCGGCUGACAGAUGGUGGUCUGGUAUCAGCUCUUCUAGCCUGCACCCGCCUUUACUUGGAUCCCUGGAGCACCCUGAUGGUGCGGCUGGUGUCUGAGAGUCAGGAAAGGUUGGACAAGGGAGAGAUGACUGUGGAGCAGCUGUGUAUCCUGGGACAGGCGAUGCUGGCUAUAGAGGGUCCUGGUUCUGUGAUGCUGGAGCAGGUAAUGUCACAAAUCCAAAGACAGGAGCCUGCUCAGUGGAGCCUUGAAGACCUCAGUGCUGUUUAUAGACUUCUGCAAAGUGGUGGAGGUCUAGAUGGAAAGUACUGUGACCUGCUGAACGCCAUGCACACCCACGCUGUGACAGUCACCUCCCGUAUGAAUCCUACUGUGGUUAGUGAGCUGCUCAGUGUCCUUGUGAGCUUAAAUCAGACUCAGGCUAUGCCACUUGUGAUCAAUCUAUGCAAGCAGGCAGUACGACACGUACCUCACUUUACUGAUGAGGAGCUCACCCUUGUGCUAGGUGCACUCAUGCACUUUGGUCACAGUGAUCAUUACUUUGUGCAGGCAAUGGAGAGGUAUGUACCCACAGUAGCCUUCACAUCCCACCCAGAGACUGUUACCAAGGUGAUGCAGUUCUUUAGUCGGAGGAACAUCUUAUCGCCUUUGGUGUUUGACUCUGUGGCUGAGAGCUUUGUGUACCGGGCGGAUGAGUACAACACCAGCCAGGUGGCCAGGCAGAUCAUGGCUUAUGGGAAGCUGGGCUACCUCCCACCCAAUGCUGGCGAUGUGUUCAGGAAAGUUGAAACAACCCUGCAAAAACGCUUUUCACAUUUCCAGCCUCGGACAUUGAUCAACCUGCUUCACUCCUGCAUCCUCGUUGAGAGGUUUCCUGUGAAUUUUGUCUCCAAAGUUUUUGGAAGUUAUUUUCUUCAGCAAUUGCAAGAGCAGGACACUGGAAUGGACCGAUAUGUUCUGUCACAGCUGACUCAGCUUUACAUAACUGUAAAGUUGGAGUGUCCUUUCUAUGAGGGGCCCCGGCUCCUCCCCAGGUACCGCGUUAAGUCCUUCCUCACACCUGGACGCUCCCUGGAGACGCCUGUGGACACACAUCUGUACAACUCGGUGAAAAAUGGACUGUUGAAUUUACUCGGUGCUCGAUCGUACUUUGGAUCCAAGGUUUUGACGCCGUACUGCUACACAAUCGACAUGGAGAUAAAAGUGGAUGAAGACGGGUAUGUGCUGCCUGCCAGUUAUAACGACGACGUAUACAAGAGGAUAGCACUUUGUAUCGAUGGACAAAAGAGGUUCACUACAAACACAAGGCAGCUACUCGGAAAAGAGGCCACUAAGCAACGACAUCUGAGGCUUCUGGGAUAUGAAGUUGUUCAGAUUCCUUUCUAUGAAUUUGAAAAAUUACAAACCAAGGCCAGUGUGGUGGAAUACCUGCACCAGAAGAUCUUCCCUCACAGUUACAGACUGAGCUGGUGAUUUAAUGACAGAAGAAAUAACAUGAUAGAAGUGAAAUGAAGGGCUGUUUUGUUUUCUAGUUUAAAUAAAUAUUUAUUUUUGCUUAUGAGUCUUUGCCAAAUGAAUGUGUUUUAGGUCACUGAUUAAGCACGAAUACAUUUGUACAUUGAAAUGGGUUUUAUUUAUGUAUCACACUAAUUGAAGAUUGUCAAAAAAUAUAGUUUAUUUUGUUCUUGGCAACACCGUGCUGCAGAGAAUGUACAAAGUUAAGAGACCAAUCUAACAAUCACCACAGAUACAUAUGAAAUAAUAAACUUUAAGCUUGAUAUGUUAAAGUUUCCAUCAAUCAUUGGACAGAAGAUGCUUUGGUUUUUCAUUGAGCUCUACAAGGCUGGGAGUGUCAGUUCGAUAAAUACAAAAGGCUAUCAUACAUGUAAAACUCAAUGCUGUUGAGUGUUUAGGUUCUUUAUGUAGCGGGGAUCUGGGGAAGACCAAACUCGUCGACCAGAACACCAUCCUGAAACACAAAACACCAAAAUUAAACCAGAACUAAAGUCAAACUCCAAUAUUCAAAAAAACCC